Camelus dromedarius (Arabian camel) is the source of this 4566-nucleotide messenger RNA. It is a transcript of the gene ARHGEF10L, whose product is annotated as Rho guanine nucleotide exchange factor 10 like. Gene Ontology annotation, molecular function: guanyl-nucleotide exchange factor activity; protein binding. The coding region runs from base 339 to 4043 and encodes 1234 amino acids. NCBI's taxonomy places the organism in Eukaryota, Metazoa, Chordata, Mammalia, Artiodactyla, Camelidae. Gene Ontology annotation, cellular component: cytosol. The record is from RefSeq and is a predicted model, not a curated record. The transcript is spliced from 27 exons. Gene Ontology annotation, biological process: SREBP signaling pathway; positive regulation of stress fiber assembly; actin cytoskeleton organization.
CUCGGGGCCGCCUCCUGUCCUCCUGCCCGCCUGCCUGGCAGGUCUGGCUGGUGAGUGACUCACACACCUGCGCCCACUGCAUGCGCAGCAAGGGAGCCAGUGAACGUGACCCCUGAGCUCCUGCCCACCAGCUGAAACAGACGAGACCCCUCCCUGCCGCUGGAGCCUGCCCCCAUCACCUGCACUCACUUCUCCUGUGGCUGGAAUUGGACUGCACAGAAUCCGGGUCAGGCUUUUGGUUUUUAAACAUCUCUGUCCCUCGCUGAGUUGGAGGAGAACGCUUUGGAGGUCACUGGGCGAGCAGCUGGGACGGUGCGGGUCUGAGCUGCACCUUGUCGAUGGCUUCCUCCCGUCCUCCACAGGCUGCCAUAGGAGAUCGGCUGCUUCCUGGAGGCCCAAGCCCCUCCCCCGAGGCGGAGGAUGACCCCGGAGAGACCUUUGAGUUUGACGACAGUGACGAUGACGAGGACACCAGUGCUGGCCUGGGUGUCCCAGGCGCUCCUCCAGAGGAGGCAGACACCCCACUGAUCCACUUGGACUCCGCCCCAGCCACUGACCCAGAUCCAGCGGCCGCACCGCCCCAGACGCAGGGGCCAGCUGUGGUGAGCAAUGGGGAGGCAGUGGACGCAGCUUUCUCUGGGGUCCGGCGCUCCAGCUGGAAGCGGAAGAGCUCCCGUCGCAUCGACCGGUUUACUUUCCCCGCCCUGGAAGAAGAUGUGAUUUACGACGACGUCCCCUGCGAGAACCUGGACGCCCAUCAACCCGGGGCGGAGAAGAACCUGCUCUAUGAGGAUGUGCACCGGGACGGGGCGCCCCGGGAGGCCGAGGACCUAGGCUGGAGCUCCAGCGAGUUUGAGAGCUACAGCGAGGACUCGGGGGAGGAGGCCAAGCCGGAGGCGGAGCCCACCAAGCACCGAGUGUCCUUCCAGCCCAAGAUGACCCAGCUCAUGAAGGCUGCCAAGAGCGGGACCAAGGACGGGCUGGAGAAGACGAGGAUUGCUGUCAUGCGCAAAGUGUCCUUUCUGCACAGGAAGGAUGUCCUUGGUGAUUCGGAGGAGGAAGACAUGGGGCUCCUGGAGGUCAGCGUUACAGACAUCAAGCCCCCAGCCCCGGAGCUGGGCCCCAUGCCAGACGGCCUGAGCCCUCAGCAGGUGGUCCGGAGACACAUCCUGGGCUCCAUUGUGCAGAGCGAAGGCAGCUACGUGGAGUCUCUGAAGCGGGUACUCCAGGAUUACCGCAACCCUCUGAUGGAGAUGGAGCCAAAGGCGCUGAGCGCCCGCAAGUGCCAGGCCGUGUUCUUCCGCGUGAAGGAGAUCCUGCACUGCCACUCCAUGUUCCAGAUUGCCCUGUCCUCCCGCGUGGCCGAGUGGGACUCCACCGAGAAGAUCGGGGACCUCUUCGUGGCUUCAUUUUCCAAGUCCAUGGUGCUAGACGUGUACAGCGACUAUGUGAACAACUUCACCAAUGCCAUGUCCAUCAUCAAGAAGGCCUGUCUCACCAAGCCCGCCUUCCUCGAGUUCCUCAAGCGGCGGCAGGUGUGCAGCCCCGACCGCGUCACACUGUACGGACUGAUGGUGAAGCCCAUCCAGAGGUUCCCGCAGUUCAUCCUCCUGCUGCAGGACAUGCUGAAGAACACCCCCAGGGGCCACCCGGACAGGCUCUCGCUGCAGCUGGCCCUCACAGAGCUGGAGACGCUCGCCGAGAAGCUCAACGAGCAGAAGCGGCUGGCUGACCAGGUGGCUGAGAUCCAGCAGCUGACCAAGAGCGUCAGCGACCGCAGCAGCCUCAACAAGCUCCUAACCUCAGGCCAGCGGCAGCUGCUUCUGUGUGAAACACUGACGGAGACCGUGUAUGGUGACCGCGGGCAGCUGAUCAAGUCCAAGGAGCGCAGGGUCUUCCUGCUCAACGACAUGCUGGUCUGUGCCAACAUCAACUUCAAGGGCCAGCUGGAGAUCAGCAGCCUGGUGCCCCUGGGGCCCAAGUACGUGGUGAAGUGGAACACGGCGCUGCCCCAGGUGCAGGUGGUGGAGGUGGGCCAGGAGGGCGGAUCCUGUGAUAAGGACAACGUGCUCAUCCAGCAUGCCGGGGCCAAGAAGGCCUCUGCCGCUGGCCAGGCCCAGAAUAAGGUGUACCUCGGCCCCCCGCGCCUCUUCCAGGAGCUGCAGGACCUGCAGAAGGACCUGGCUGUGGUGGAGCAGAUCACCCUCCUGAUCAGCACGCUGCACGGCACCUACCAGAACCUGAACAUGACCGUGGCUCAAGACUGGUGCCUGGCCCUGCAGAGGCUCAUGCGGGUGAAGGAGGAGGAGAUCCACUCAGCCAACAAGUGCCGCCUUAGGCUCCUGCUUCCAGGGAAACCAGACAAGUCCGGCCGCCCCAUCAGCUUCAUGGUGGUCUUCAUCACGCCCAACCCCUUGAGCAAGAUCUCCUGGGUCAACAGGUUGCACUUGGCCAAGAUUGGACUCCGAGAGGAGAACCAGCCGGGCUGGCUGUGUCCAGACGAGGACAAGAAGAGCAAAGCCCCGUUCUGGUGCCCGAUCCUGGCCUGCUGCAUCCCUGCCUUCUCCUCCCGGGGCCUCAGCCUGCAGCUUGGGGCCCUGGUCCACAGUCCUGUCAGCUGUCCCCUGCUGGGCUUCUCGGCUGUCAGCACCUCCCUUCCACAGGGCUACCUCUGGGUCGGGGGCGGGCAGGAGGGCGCAGGGGGCCAGGUCGAGAUCUUCUCCCUGAACCGGCCCUCGCCCCGCACGGUCAAGUCCUUCCCACUGGCGGCCCCUGUGCUCUGCAUGGAGUACAUCCCGGAGCCGGAGGAGGGGGAGAGUGGAGACCAAGAAGAAAGCCGCACGGCUGCGGACGCCUCAGCUGGAGUGCAUCCCACCAUCUGCCUCGGGCUCCAGGAUGGCAGCAUCCUGGUUUACAGCAGCGUGGACACAGGCACCCAGUGCCUGGCGACCUGCAGGAGCCCAGGCCUGCAGCCCGUGCUCUGCCUGCGACACAGCCCCUUCCACCUACUUGCUGGCCUGCAGGACGGGACCCUUGCUGCCUAUCCUCGGACCAGUGGAGGUGUCCCCUGGGACCUGGAGAGCCCGCCCGUGUGCCUGACUGUGGGGCCUGGGCCUGUCCGUACCCUGCUGAGUCUGGAGGACGCCGUGUGGGCCAGCUGUGGGCCCCGGGUCACCGUUCUGGAUGCUACCAGCUUGCAGACUCAGCAAAGCUUCGAGGCGCACCAGGACGAGGCCGUGAGCGUGAUGCACAUGGUGAAGGCGGGUAGCGGCGUCUGGAUGGCCUUCUCCUCUGGCUCCUCCAUCCGCCUCUUCCACACGGAGACGCUGGAGCACCUGCAGGAGAUCAACAUCGCCACCAGGACCACCUUCCUGCUGCCCGGCCAGAAGCACCUGUGUGUCACCAGCCUCCUGAUCUGCCAGGGUCUGCUCUGGGUGGGCACCGACCAGGGUGUCAUUGUCCUGCUGCCUGUGCCUCGGCUGGAAGGCAUCCCUAAGAUCACAGGGAAAGGCAUGGUCUCGCUCAACGGUCACUGUGGGCCUGUGGCCUUCCUGGCUGUGGCCACCAGCAUCUUGGCCCCCGAUAUUCUGCGGAGCGACCAGGAGGAGGCCGAGGGGCCGCGGGCCGAGGAGGACAAGCCGGACGGGCAGGCUCACGAGCCAGCGCCCGUGCCCGCGAGCCACGUGGGCCGAGAGCUGACCCGCAAGAAAGGCAUCCUUCUGCAGUACCGCCUGCGCUCCACCGCCCACCUCCCGGGCCCCCUGCUCUCCGUGCGGGAGCCGGAGCCCACGGACGGCUCAGCCCUGGAGCACAGCGAGGAGGACGGCUCCAUCUACGAGAUGGCCGACGACCCCGACGUCUGGGUGCGCAGCCGGCCCUGUGCCCGCGACGCCCACCGCAAAGAGAUCUGCUCGGUGGCCAUCAUCUCGGGAGGACAGGGCUACCGCAACUUCGGCAGCGCCCCGGGCGGGAGCGGGAAGCCGGCCCCUUGUGGGGAGACGGACAGCGCCCUCCUCAUCUGGCAGGUGCCCUUGAUGCUAUAGCCCCCACCUAGGCCACACAGCAGCAGCCAUGCCAGCUCUCAGCCUGCUGUGGGCCCUUCCAGCGGUCCAGGGGCCCCAGGGAGCACUGGAUGGACUCGCCCUCCAGGGACCUGCACCGGGCCACGCGGACGGGCCUGGAUCUCCAGUACUACCGGAGUGAAGCAGAGGAAAACCUCUUCCUUUUUAAGAAAAAAAAAAAAAAUUUCAGUGUUUAGGAGAGUAGUUUGAGUUUGGGGAAAGGGAGGACACCUCUGGAGGAAAUGGCCUAUUUUAAAAGCAAAAAACACAAAACCUCACAACUGCCCGGCAAGCUCAAUGCCUCUUGUCGGGGCCCGAUCGGGGCACAGGGGUGGCCGCCCGCCCCUCCUGGAAGGGCGUGUGCGUGUGAGUGUAUGAGAGCGUGUGGGCUGGUGUGUGAAUAUAUAUAAAUACGUAUAUAUGGUGUAUAUUAUAUGUGUAUAAAUAAAGUCUGUACAUAUUGGAGCUCUGGGAGAUGCUGGAAUAAAAAGCAAGAAUAACAUCA